GCGAGCAUCGAGGUCAACAGCGACGACGCCAGUGGACGUCUGCCAAGCACUUAUACUCUGGCGGAAACCGCUUUAUCGCGCUGUUCGCCGCGCAAGAAGCUGCACUGCUGACGCCUCUGCUUUGACAAUGGCGGCGGAAGUGUUCCGGACCAUUGAAGGCAUCUUUCUAGCCAAGCACUUUCCGGACGAUGCGGUACGGUCGACCCUUGCCUACAAGCCACGACCUGGAGAUUUGUUCAUCGUGAGCUACCCUAAAUGUGGCACUACGUGGACACAAUAUAUCGUCUACAACAUUCUCACAGAUGCCGAGGGACCGAAAGAUGACCUCGAGUUGCUGCUGCGUCUUCCUUUCCUGGAAAUGCAAGGAGGGGAAGCCGCUGCCUACGCACCAAGACCGGCUGCCUUCAAGACCCACUUACCUUUCGACAAGAACCCGUACUCUCUCGAAGCGAAGUACAUCUACAUUACGAGGAAUCCUUACGACUGCUGCGUGUCGUUUUACUACCACACGCGAAACAUGCCGCCUUACCUUUUCGAGCAUGGUACUUUCGACGACUUCUUCGAGUUAUUUCUUCGAGGCCGAGUCGACUUCGGCGACUACUUCGAGAACGUUCUCUCCUGGUACGCCCAUCGCAACGACCCCAACGUGUUGUUUUUGACUUACGAGGAGCUCAAACGAGACACCGUGUCUGGAGUGCUGAGGAUCGCGGCUUUCAUUGGCGAAGAAAAGCAUAGUAAGAUUAAAGAAAACCCGGAACUUCUCAGUAAAAUUCUCGACAGAUGUAGCUUGCAACACAUGAAAAAAGACGUCAACGAUGGGGGUGAGACGCUGGAAUCUGAAUUGAAAAAUUUGCCUCAGCUCAAAACACUGAAGCCGGAGCUCCUCAGAGGGGUUCAAAAUUUUAUUGAAUUUACAAAGAAACCAAUGACAGGUGAAUUCAUCCGGAAGGGGCAGGUGGGAGACUGGAAAAAUCAUUUCUCAUCCGAACAGAUCCGACGAAUGAAGGAGAAGAUUGCCGAGGCCACGAAAGGAUCGGACCUGAUGAGCUUGUGGAAAGACGUGGAUAUUCCCCGAAUGAACCCCAACUGAGAAGAGCUGCAUGUACUCUGAAAGUAACCGUCGAGGUCAGAAUUGCAGGAAUAACUUUCCGUUCUUGCUUUUGUUGGGCAGAACUACUGUAGCAUGUAUAUUGUUCAACGUGUAUGUUAACGGCUUUUACGAGCAUAAGAUGCUCUAAUCUUUAUAUACGGGUAGAAAUGUUCGGACCAUCAGAUAAAAAUAGGUAGUUUAACCAGCAAUGCUAGAUGAAAACACACUUGUAUAAUUAUGGCGAAAUAUGCCGGAUGAUCUAUAUUAACCAAAACAAUUUUUUUAGUAAUUUUACAGAUACAGACGCUAGGAUGCUCUAUUUCCUAUUUAUCCCUUCAGCGCAAAGCUCAACCGAUGGACAAGAAGCUUUCGCAAUUCAAUUGUUAAUUAAAUAAAUUUAGGUGAUUUUCUUUUUACUUAGGUGCUUUAGCCCCAAAUAUCUAAGCAGGACUGGCCUCGCGUGAAGAAAACCAAAUAAACAAUUUAAAAACGGCAUUGUUGGUAUCAUC
Molecule: messenger RNA, 1599 nt
Organism: Dermacentor silvarum
Lineage: Eukaryota; Metazoa; Arthropoda; Arachnida; Ixodida; Ixodidae
Product: sulfotransferase ssu-1
Exons: 2
Coding region: 128-1090 (320 amino acids)
Biological process (GO): sulfation
Cellular component (GO): cytoplasm
Molecular function (GO): sulfotransferase activity
Source: RefSeq, a predicted model, not a curated record